Molecule: messenger RNA, 1239 nt
Organism: Drosophila montana
Lineage: Eukaryota; Metazoa; Arthropoda; Insecta; Diptera; Drosophilidae
Gene: Tmlh
Product: Trimethyllysine hydroxylase
Exons: 2
Coding region: 50-1153 (367 amino acids)
Biological process (GO): carnitine biosynthetic process
Cellular component (GO): mitochondrion
Molecular function (GO): iron ion binding; trimethyllysine dioxygenase activity
Source: RefSeq, a predicted model, not a curated record
ACUCACUCCGCUGCGGAUCAGUCAAGUGUCUCUGAGCACAAGUAUUUGGAUGUUGCAGUUAAAGCAUUCCAGGACAGGCAAAAGCCUAGAGAUUGAUGAGUUUUGGCUACGGGAUCACUGUCGCUGCGGGGAGUGUCUCAACACAGAGACAAAUCAGCGACGUUAUGAUCUUCUGGAUUUGCCUGUAGAUGUGCACGUGCUAAAGCACAACUGGCAGACGACGGAGCAGUUCGUGGUGGAAUGGAGCGAUGGGCAUCGUUCGACUUACGACUGGGCAUUCAUCUAUGACUCGCAGGUUGAGCAGCUGAUAAGCCGGCGAACAAAGUCCACGGCGCUGACGCCCUGGAACCGCUGCAUUGUGCUACAGAACGAGCGGCAUUUGCGCUUCGCACUGCCGGCGCUGGUGGCCAGCGAUGAGCAGGUCAAGCAGCUGAUAGCCGCGCUGGUGCGCUAUGGCAUCGUCUUUAUAGAUGACGUGGCGGCCACGCCCACAAUGACUGAGCUGGCGCUCCGCCGUUGCUUUCCGCUGAUGAAGACCUUCUUUGGCGAGAUGUGGACAUUCAGCGAUAAGCGGGACCAUGCGGACACGGCAUACACACAACUCUAUUUGGGCUCACACACGGACAACACAUACUUUUGCGAUGCAGCUGGGCUGCAGGCGCUGCACUGCAUCGAGCAUGCCGCUGACGGCACAGGCGGCGAGAACUUCUUUGUUGAUGGGCUGCACGUGGUGCACGAGCUGCGUCGCCGCUUUCCCGAAGCCUACGAACUGCUGUGUCGCGUGCCAGUGCCAGCUGAAUACAUCGAGCAGGGCGAACAUCAUUGCCACACGGCGCCCAUCAUACGCAUCGAUCCGCUUACCGGCGCGCUGCUCCAGCUACGCCUUAAUGUAUACGAUCGCGCUGUCUUCAACACGCUGCCCCAACGUGAGAUGGCCAACUUCUAUGCCAGCCUGCGCCAGCUGCUGCAGCUGGUGCGCGACGAGGAGCAACAGUGGCAGCUCAAGCUGCUGCCUGGCAGCAUUGUCAUCUUUGACAAUUGGCGCGUGCUCCAUGGCCGCCACACCUACACGGGUCGUCGCACAAUGAGCGGCGCCUAUGUGCAACGCACCGACUUCCAGAGCAAGGCGCGCACACUUGGCAUCAUCGAGUAGCUGCAGUCGUGAUCCCAAAUGUCAAAUGCCAAUAGCCAAUUGCAAUUCAGUCGUGAAUACAUGAUAAUAAAAAAUUACGAUUGCAA